AUGUCCAGAAUAAAUGCUGAUCUUGCACUUCAACUCAACGAAAUCUCGUUUGAGUGGGGAGAUAGCUAUGAUGCGAAGGACUGGGGUCGUCUCAGGGCUAUCAUUGCGCCGACUCUUGUGAUCGAUUAUACCGAAGUCACGGGAAACAAAUGGGACGCAUUGCCCGCUGAGGAAUUUGUUGGAAUGGUUUCAAGCGAGGGCUUCGUUGGGGAUCCCCUUGUCGACACGCAGCACUUUCUUGGUGGCUCCAAAUUCGAGAAAAUCUCGGAUGAUGAAGUCUUUGGAUAUCAUCAGCUUCGAGCGGCUCAUCAAAGAUACACUGACGCGGGGAAAAAGACGGUUGAGGCCAAAGGCCAUGGUCAUGCAUUGAUCAGGCACUAUUAUAAGAAAAUCGAUGGAGACUGGAAGCUGGCAGGGCUGCGCCCAACAGUCCGGUGGAACGAAUUUGCCUUCCAUAAGAUCUUCAAAGGCCACUAA
Molecule: messenger RNA, 477 nt
Organism: Exophiala bonariae
Lineage: Eukaryota; Fungi; Ascomycota; Eurotiomycetes; Chaetothyriales; Herpotrichiellaceae
Gene: ARP1
Product: centractin- actin- protein of the dynactin complex
Exons: 4
Coding region: 1-477 (158 amino acids)
Biological process (GO): melanin metabolic process
Molecular function (GO): scytalone dehydratase activity
Source: RefSeq, a predicted model, not a curated record